This is a messenger RNA of Clarias gariepinus (North African catfish), 4429 nucleotides long. RefSeq names its product endothelial PAS domain protein 1a (gene epas1a). Gene Ontology annotation, molecular function: DNA-binding transcription factor activity, RNA polymerase II-specific; RNA polymerase II transcription regulatory region sequence-specific DNA binding; protein dimerization activity. Lineage: Eukaryota; Metazoa; Chordata; Actinopteri; Siluriformes; Clariidae. Gene Ontology annotation, biological process: regulation of transcription by RNA polymerase II; cellular response to hypoxia. The transcript is spliced from 15 exons. The record is from RefSeq and is a predicted model, not a curated record. The coding region runs from base 232 to 2502 and encodes 756 amino acids.
CGGGAGCGUUUUCGACCUCAAAGCGCUCGCGCCUCCCCACCCGCAGCACCGGAGAGGCAGUGCGAUCCUCGGCAGUGUUCUGAGACUGCACUUCACUGCUCCGACCGCGCGACCCAGAGCAUGGACGUGUAAAGAGAAUAAAUAACGACGACGCUGGAACUGGAUUUUGGCGAGUUUUACGCGGAAAACACUGUUUUAUGCACUAAUUUGUGUUUGGGACAGGAAUAAUCCAUGGCUUCUGAGAAGAAGAGACAUCCUUCAGAGCGGCGGAAGGAGAAGUCGCGAGACGCAGCACGCUGCAGGCGGAGUAAGGAGACGGAGGUGUUCUAUGAGCUGGCACAUCAGCUGCCUCUGCCCCAUAGCGUCCGCUCACACCUGGACAAAGCAUCCAUCAUGAGACUGAGCAUUAGCUUCCUCCGUACUCGCAAAAUGCUCGCAUCAGGGUGCUUGAGCAGACAAAUAAAGGAGGACUCUCAGCUUGACACUCUGUAUCUGAAGUCUCUGCAAGGCUUUGUUGCUGUGGUGACUUUAGAAGGCGACAUGGUCUUCCUCUCCGAGAACAUCAGUAAAUUUAUGGGUCUCACGCAGGUCGAGUUAAUAGGACACAGCAUCUUUGAUUUCACACACCCUUGUGAUCAUGACGAGAUCCGAGAGAACCUCAGUGUCAAAGCAGUGUAUGGCAGGAGACAUAAGGAGCACAGCACAGCGAGAGAUUUCUUCAUGAGGAUGAAGUGCACUGUCACAAACAGAGGACGCACAGUCAACCUUAAAUCAGCUGGCUGGAAGGUGCUGCACUGCACAGGGCAUUUAAAAGUGUACCCCAGCAGACGCCCUCAUAUUUUGUGUGGAUUUGCUGAGCCCCCACUGACUUGCCUAGUAGUGUUGUGUGAGCCCAUCCCUCAUCCGUCCAGUGUGGACACGCCAGUUGACGGCAAGACCUUCAUGAGCCGACACAACAUGGAUCUGAAGUUCACCUACUGUGAUGAGAGUGUGAGAACGCUGAUGGGCUACACCCCAGAGGAUUUAAUGGGGCGAUCAGUCUAUGAUUUCUACCACGCACUGGACAUGGACAGUAUGACCAAGAGCCACCAAAACUUGUGUGCUAAGGGCCAGGUUGUGAGCGGUCUUUAUCGGAUGUUGGCCAAGCAUGGUGGUUAUGUGUGGUUGGAGACGCAUGGCACAGUCAUCUACAACAGCCGCAACUCUCAGCCACAGUGCGUCGUGUGCAUUAACUACGUCUUGAGUGACAUCGAAGAGAAGGCCGUUAUGCUCUCCAUUGACCAAAUGGGGGCAUUUUUCAAACCCCGAAACAUGCUGGCCAGCAGCGAAGUAUUCUGCCAAGCCUCUCAAACAUCUAACAGGCGCUUUCCCAAAUUCAAGGAGGAGCCUGAAGAGAUUCCCCAGCUCGUGCCAACACCAGGAGAAGCAAUCAUUGCCAUGGACUUUGGAAGUCCAGAAUUUGAAGCUCCUCCUACCUUCUACAAAUCUCCAAGUGAGGCUUCAAUUGAUAAGCUGUGGGAAAUUGAGUCUUCACAACAAAGUACUGACAGCAGCCUGGCUUCAUCCAGCUCACCUUCAUCCCUGAGCAACAGCAAUAGCUCCACUCCUGACAGUGCAAGAGGAGGUUACUAUGGAAGUGAGAAGACUCCGCUGAAGGUUGAGCUGACAGAACGGCUUUUUGAGCAGGAUACUGGCAAUGAACAGUGGGACUUCAAUGAUCUGGACCUGGAGACUUUGGCUCCCUACAUCCCCAUGGAUGGUGAGGACUUCCAGCUCAACCCCAUAGCUCAGGAUGAGUCCUUAUCUGAUUCCAGCUCAAACCUUUGUGCCCAGCCUCAGUACACGUUCAGCAAUGUGACGAGCCUCUUCCAGCCUCUGGCCCCACUCACCUCUGAACACAAGAACUGCCCGAGCCCCUACCAUGAAAUACCACUUAUUCCUCCUUACCAGGCUUCUUCAAGUAUCCCACAAUCAGUCAUGUGCUUUGAUCACAUCACUCUGGCUAACAAUUUCAAGCGCAAAAGACAGGAUGAAUUUGUUUCUUCCUAUUCGUUUCCAGAUAUUCCUCAGUGUAUUAAGCAGGAUGGAGUAAGUCGCAGUGAGUCAGUAGACAACAUGUGGAAGCGAAUGAAAACAGCAAACACAGAUGGGUGUGCCUUUUCAAUCAGGAAACCCCCUGAUCCCAGAGAUCCCUUCUCAGCUGGGCAAGUAGGCAAGAAUUCCCAACCUAUUCGAUGCCGGCCUCCUCCAGAUCCCAGGAUCUCUGGAGAGAUCAAGCAGCCUUUUACUGAGCGCUUCUGUUCUUCAGUGUACAAUCACUAUGGCAUGCCAUCUUCCAUUAAACAAACAGGACUUACAAAUCGAUUGCUAGGCCCUUCCUAUGACCCGUACUGCCUGGAGGAGCUGACGCAAUAUGACUGUGACGUGAACGUGCCGUUGCAGGGAAAUCUCCAUCUGUUGCAGGGCAACGAUCUGCUCAAAGCUUUAGACCAGUCUGCGUAGAUGAUUACAUUUUUAAGUUCCAUAAAAGUCCCAGUCUGGGUCUCUCCAUUCAUUAUGUGCCUACUACAUAAAUGACUUUCUUAUAACAGUUAUCUUUCCAAUUACAUAUAUCUAUGAUUUUAAAAUACAAAAUAUCCAUAACUUAGUCACAACUGUUUUAUUUAAACCCUAUAAAAUGUGCAUUUUAUUGUUUAUGUAAGAGUUGCCACUAUCUCAUAGGAUAUUAAUGUCAGUUAAUGAUGUAUACCUUGAUUUGCUUUCGUUUUAGUGUUGCAUAUCAUGCUCACAGUCAGAUAUACUAUACUGAAUAAUUUGUUAAAGAUGGUGAAGAUUAAUAUUUGUAUUACUGGUGCAAUUUUCUCAUUUCUCUUUUACCUACCUUUAAAAUAUGAUCUAAAUACGUUUACCAGUAAGUUUUGAUGUGACAAAGAAAAAUGCAGUUAUUUAAAAGUAACUAAAGCAUUCUUAUUAAGGGUUUGGGGUAUAUAAAAAUAAGAAAAAUAAAAAAAUUGUAAAAUUGAAAAAUUCUAGCUGCAAAUCUGCAUGGAAAUUGUAAUCAUGAAUGUGUUUCACAAUUUGGAUCAUUUGUAUAAUACGCAUUUCGUACUUCCUUUGUGUCUCAGUCACUCUUUUAAAUUGCCCAGUCUACUUAAACAAAUGUGAUGCUACUGUGAUGCAACUGCGAUGUUGCAUAUCUCUCCUGUACAUCAUGUGAAGCACUUUAUCUAGAGCGCAUUAAAAUGGACCCAUUUCUGCAUAGACCAAAUACAAGAGAACAUAACAUUAAUUUUGCAAGAGGUGCUUAGUUUCUGAGCAUCUCUUCAACUUUAACUAUUAUCAACCAACUCUUCAUUGUUUCUGUCCUCUACUUACACCAGGUUCACCAAUGUUAUCCUAACAGAAAUGGUUAAGAGUUAAAGUUAUAUAUUCUUACACAUGUAGAUAUAUAUACGGUGUAUAGAGGUGGUGCUGAUCAGUGCCUAGGUACCUUAUCUUGUGUACUCUAGUAGAAACUGUAGCUUUUCUCCUUUUUUUGUGUUCUUAAUGCGGAUUAAAGUUAAAUGUAUGAUUAGCUCAAGCUAAUAUAUAAACUCCAUUUGAUACUAUGGAGCUCUUAUAUGUCUCAUUAGUAGACAUCAAAAAGGAACUCAAAGACUGCCAGUGUUUUUCAAAGAAAAGGUGAUCAUAAAUAUGCCCGAAACAGUGGCAUAUAGUCACAAUAAUAGUUGUUUUUAACAGUUCCACUCUAACUAUGUAGCAGUUUGAUUUUUUUCUCUCAAGAUUCAUCAUGAAAGAUAACGGAAUAUGUAUUCAACACCACAUGGCCUUGUAAGCUAUAUUAACUCAUGCACAUUUUAAUAAUGACUGUAGUACCUGGUCAGUAUUUAUUUUUCUAUUAAUAGUCAUAUUACUGAGAAAGUCUGUUGCUGAUGUUCAUGAUUAUUUUGUAAUGCCUUAACAAAAACUACGCACACUCUCUCUCUCUCUCUCUAUAUAUAUAUAUAUAUAUAUAUAUACACACGCACACACAUACGCACACAUUUAGUUGCUUUCAUCGAAUACUUAUUCAGAUUAUACUUACUGUCAUGUGUUACAUUAAUUCAGUAAUUUGUAAUUUAUUAAGUGUGUCCAUUUACUGAAUAUUUGCUGUCAGUACAACUGAUGACUUAGAUAAGAAACUAGCACAGACUUUAGGACAGACAGGGUAAAUCAAUUGCGAAGUGAAAAUCCUUACAAUGCAAUGUUACAUAAUUGUUCUCUGAAGGGACAACCAUCUUUUUUAUGUCAGAAAGCCUAUGAUAAAAAAGAAAAAUAGUGAUAUAAUGGAUUUCCUACCUAUCAAGAUGUUACUCUCUUGUUUCUUUUACUCAAUGUAAAGAAGCAUUUUUUGGGCUCUUUUUGGUAAUAAAAGGAGUAAUCAGUAAAA